Molecule: messenger RNA, 3142 nt
Organism: Amoebophrya sp. A25
Lineage: Eukaryota; Dinophyceae; Syndiniales; Amoebophryaceae
Source: the annotation of a GenBank genome assembly
CAUGUUUUUACUCUGACAAGAAGGUCAUCGAGGAAAAUUCAACUCAUCAUGAUUACACUAUUGAUUCACCUAUAAGAACGUCGACGAACUUAUUUUUUGCCUACCCAAGAACAACAACGCGUUAUAGUGCAACGAACUACGUAUUUAAGUACAGAUAACCACCGCCGCCGGGGAAAGGUCUCAUCCCUGUUGGGGCCCUUAGCAGGCAAAGCUGGCGGGCAAGACGCAUCCCAUUGCAGGAAAGAGCGCUGCUAUCAAUCGUAUUGGUGGGCGCGUGAGUGAAAGAAUGAAUGAAUAACGAACACCUCCACUAAGAACAUCGUCGCGAAUUAUCUUCUCCGCGUCCUGGAGGGCCUUGACGAUAUUUCCAACAUCCGCGACCAGUCACAGCACCAGUCCUCCAACAACCCUAGACGACAUUUCCAACAACAACCCUAGAAGACGACAUUUCCAACAACAACCCUAGACGACAUUUCCAACAACAACCCUAGACGACAUUUACAGCAACCCACCUAGACGACAUGUUAUACCGUCUGGUGACUAUUGAAGAGCUUGAGGUGCAGGAUUGUGUGGUGAAAAUCCACGUGAAGGAGGAUGACACCCACGAGCUCGACUUCAUUGAGGUCAUCGAUGAUGGAGACGCAGAACCCCCAGAAUUCGAGGACACUGUCGACUGGAAUGAAGAAGCUAUGGAGGAGCUCGAGAGGGGUAUUAAUUUGUUUUAGAUUCUGUUUCUGGAAUGCAGAAGCUAUGGAGGAGCUGGAGUUUUACUUCAUUUUAGAUUCUGUUUCCGAAAGAUACACUUUUUUACACUUGGAGAGAUACAAUCCGUCAUUAUCAUUAAAUCGUCGUUGAUUUCCUGUUUCGUACGACGCGCAGUUGAGAAAGAGCCCUGCUCUCUACUCUACACUCUAGUACAAGGUGUCCUUGCUCUCACUCUACAAGGUGUCCGACGUGCAGUUGAAAAAGAAUUCGGUCCAAAGAAGAUCGUACCCAAAGACCUCACCAUGGUCGACAGCAUGGCGAAGGUGUGUAUGAUAUGGAGGUCUGCACGGAGUGGGGUACCGUUGUACUAUUAUGGCGAAGGAUGUGACAAAGGCGUGCAUUCCCCCUUGAAGAGAUCCAAUCCUUCAGUCAAAAAUUAGAGUAAGUACGUUGACUGAAGAACCCUCUUGCACACCCAAGAACAAAUGGUUAGGUCGUGUAUCAUAUAGAUACAUAAUUAAAGUCUUCUAACUUUCCGGUGCUGAGAAAUGUGCUGCGCCAGAGCUGCGAUUUGGAAAAGUCACGAAAGACUCGAUCCAAGUAAAGUUUUUUAUCAAGGGAACGCCAGAGAUCGAUCCGCAUGUGGAACGCUUCGAAGUUGUGGUAUUAUCGAUGCCUAUAGUUAUGCUUAUGAUGGCUCUCAACCGGCUCUAGAUGCUUAGUCUCUGUCCUGUAAUAAGGAUAUUUUUCAUCUCGUGUAAGAUAUAUGACGAUACCGGCUCUCAACAGUUUCUAUAAUUGAACUAGUUCAAUAGUUCAAUAGUUCAACUUCUACAAUUCGUUCAUGAAGUUCUUGUAGAUGUGGUGCAGAACAAGCAUCCCUUACAGAAAAAAAUGUGAUAUUUAUGAUACUGGUACAUGUAUAUGAAAAAAUUAUGAACUUCGUUCCAUGUACAACUUGAUAAAUAUGGGUUCUUGCUUAGGUAGUCUGAUUCAGGUAGUCGUUUGUAACAACACAGAGCAAGGACAUGACAUGAGAAGUCCUUGGCUCCACGACGGCCGCUCCAUCGGUCUGAAAUCUAAAUACUUCACAGGUAGAAGCCUUUGAUUUCGCAUCACCAGCGGUUACGAAUAUGCACGAGCAUUUCGGCGAUCCAGACCAGCCUAAGUUUAUCAACUGGGAUUAUAAUGUGUCAUCCGCUAAGCUCAGUCCAAAGCAGACCGCAAAUUUCCCAGAGCCACUAGGAUCUUCAUCACCCUCAAGUGGGAGUGCUUCCAAAGCAGCUGCUGGUGGAGUUCAAGGUGGUGCAUCUAGUAGUAGUGGUGGACGUGCUGGUGGAGUUCAACGUCAAGGUGGGACAACAUCGCCUACAGCUUCGUCGUCAUCGAAAUAUCCCCCUCUUACAUGGGCAGAGCUCAGCGGCUCGGGUGGCAAGAUAGGCGAACCGCCGCGAGAUGAAACAGGACCGGAGUAUGUUCUUUAUGGAAAAAGAUUGUGGCUUAGGUUUUAAGUACUUACUUCAAAAGAGCUGCAGGUCUAUCGUUGUACUGGUAUAAGUAGUGCUAUUUGUGGAUUAGAAGUAACAAUGAGGUGGUCGCUUAGAUGACAAGGAGGACGGAUUAUAAUAAUUUGUCGGAGAGCCACAUAAAAGACUCACUGCGCCACCUCAUGCUAGGCACAUUCAUUCAUCCACUCACUCACAAUACCUACUUGGCAAACCCAAAUUAUUAGCCCAGUCCCAUUUAAACCAAUACCCCAAGCCCAAAUUAGCCCAGUCCCAUUUAAACCUGGUUCAUAAUCUUCCGCCACGAAAAGUCGUUUUUUCGUCUAGCGACAUAAAGGGAACAGACCGAAGCUGCACCAUAGCGAAUCUGCGACCUAGCCGAGUCCAUUUCGUUAGAAUACGAGGAUGCACGAAAAAGUGGGUGACGGAUUGGUCUUCAGAACUGAAGGCAAAAACGCAUCCACUCCCUUUAUUGGACGCAUUUCCUACCUGAAGAGGUCUAAGCAUGUAUAUGAACGACCUCUUGCUAGGUGAAUGAGUGAAUGAAUGAGGAUGUGAUACAUAUGAGGAUGGGAUACAUAUGAGGUUUAAGCAUGUGAUACUAGUACCAAUUCCAACAUCUUCCCUGACCAUUCAUCGACGUCCUCUAGAGUUGACGGUCUCAGAGGACUACACAAUUUCUAGUUGUGUCCUGUUUCAGGCUACUUACACAACUUCUAUAGUUGGUCUCAGUACAUGAACUUCUUUUAAACCUGCACCCCCCACGACACCUACGUUGUCGCCACAGCAAGCACAAAGUUCAUCGCGAUCCCGAUUCCGUUGCAUGCAAAUGCCCUGUUGACGUAAAGAAUUGAAGCAGCAUCUUCGUAGAACAAUAUGUUGCGUGCCAUCUCUUGCUAUAAUCAAGAGUAGUUUAUCCUUAUAAAAACGAG